Molecule: messenger RNA, 1053 nt
Organism: Erythranthe guttata (spotted monkey flower)
Lineage: Eukaryota; Viridiplantae; Streptophyta; Magnoliopsida; Lamiales; Phrymaceae
Source: RefSeq, a predicted model, not a curated record
AUGGAGGGUGUUACAAUCACAGGCGUAUCCAUUGUUGAAAAUUGCAAAUGGAGGGUUUAUGCAUCAGUUCAUAAAUCAGACAAGUUAUUCGGCAUUCGCAAAUGUAUUCUUGAGCACAGUUGUGGUGAUACUACUCUUCGUACAAGGGGUCAUCACAAAGCCGAUGCUACGUGGAUUUUGCAACUUAUGAAACAAAAAUUGAGAGAUGAGCCAGGUUACAAACCAAUUGCUAUUUUGAAUGAGGUCCAAAGAAAGUACGGUGUGGAGCUUAAGUACUAUACGGCGUGGAGAUGUAAGGAAAAAACAAUGUAUGACAUUCAUGGCGAUGAGUCGAACUGUUAUGAUAAACUGACACGUUAUUGUCGUGCAUUAAAACUUAAUAACCCUGGUAGUUGUGCCGAUUAUGAGAUUGACCCUCAAACUCAAAAGUUUCUUCGGAUCUUUAUUAGUUUUGGAAAUUCUAUUUUGGAUUUCCACCGUGGGUGUAGGCAAAUGAUAUGUUUGGAUGGGACUCAUAUUAAAAAUAAGUACAAAGGUUGCUUACUUUCUGCUGUGUCCAAAGAUCCAAAUGAUGAGCUGUACACAUUGGCCUAUGCAAUUGUUGAUGCCGAGAAUGAUAGAAAUUGGGAGUGGUUUUGUAAUAAGCUGAAAGAGAUUCUUGUUUAUCAAAAUGGGGGUUUAUUGAAAAGUUACACAAUUUUCUCUGAUCGUCAUUCGGGGCUUAUUAAAGCCAUUCCACUGGUAUUUCCUGGUAGCAACCAUGCUUAUUGUUUCCGACAUUUGGAGGAUAACUUUAGAACAAAGGUUCUAAGAUCGUAUCCAUUGCAAUACAAAGCAUAUUGGGUGAGUAUUCUACAUAAGGCUGCAAUUGCUCCUACUCGGCAAGAGUUUGAGGAACAUAUUUCUCUUAUAGUUCAAUCAAUGCCUCGUGCAGAAUCAUUUAUCCGAGACUUGGAUCCCAAUCGUUGGGCCAAUGCUUACUUUUCUGGAGAUAGAUGGGGAAUAAUGAACAGUAACCAAGUUGACUGCUGGAAUGGUUGGGUUAAAGAUUAA